AUGGUCGCACUCGCAGGUACAGCCAGGCAGCCUGAUGCUGUACAGGAGCAAAGUGACCAUGUAGAUGAGACUACAGCUCUCCUAGGGUCCAGCAAGAUCAAGUAUGAUGACGUGUCCGCACCAGACACUUUGGGCAGUUCAUCAGGGUCAGAUGGGGACAAUGACGACGAGAAAAAGCCCUUGCCCAAGUUCCAGAUCCUGCUGCUCUGCUAUGCGCGUGCAGUCGAGCCCUUGGCCUUCUUCUCCAUCUUCCCUUAUGUCAGCCAGAUGGUGCAGGACAACGGAGACGUGCCAGACUCGGACAUCGGCUUCUACAGUGGACUCAUCGAGUCAAUGUUCUCCCUCACGCAGGCCGUUGUUAUGAUAUUAUGGGGUCGAGCAGCCGAUCGUCUCGGCCGUAAGCCCGUCCUGGUCUCCUCCUUGUUCGGUGUUACUGUGACGACAGGCGUCUUCGGCCUGGCAAAGACCAUACCGCAAAUGAUCUUGUUUAGGUGUCUUGCUGGCGUCUUUGCUGGGACCAUUGUUACCAUCCGCACGAUGGUGGCCGAGCACAGCACACCCAGUACCCAGGCCCGGGCGUUCAGCUGGUUCGCCUUCAGCGGGAACUUGGGCCUUUUCCUCGGUCCUUUAUUGGGCGGUGCACUUUCUGACCCCGUACGACAGUACCCUGGUGUUUUCGGGUCUGCCGGCUUCUUCGAGAAAUAUCCCUAUGCGCUCUCGAGCUUGGUGGUGGCGUUGAUCGGAGGCACCGCUGCCGUGUCUAGUGCCUUCUUUGUUGAAGAGACGUUGAAGAAGGAGCCAGUUGUGGUGGACCGUGAUAGUGAGGAGGCGGCAUCCGGUGCGCCGGUCCAGAGCGGCGACCUAUCGACAUGGCAACUUCUCAAAUCACCAGGGGUUGGUGUGGUCCUAUACGCGUAUGGGUAUCUCAUGGUCCUCGCCUUCGCUUACACCGCCAUUAUUCCCGUCUUUUGGUUCACUCCCGUACGUCUCGGAGGGUAUGGCUUUUCAACUCUACAAAUUUCAUUGAUGAUGGGUCUAAAUGGCGCCGCACAAGCUACAUGGCUCAUCCUGGUGUUCCCGCCAUUACAGAAGAGGAUAGGGUCGAACGGAGUGAUACGUCUCUGCGCUAAUGUCUAUCCGUUAUUUUUCUUAUCCUGCCCUAUUGGCAAUGUAUUUCUGCGGAUGGGCACGGACGGAUCAGUCAAGGCCUUUUGGGUUGUCUUGCCAAUCUCGCUGGUGAUUGGCUGCGGAGUUAGCAUGAGCUUCACGGCGAUCCAGCUUGUCCUGAACGACGUCGCGCCCUCGCCGAAGGUACUGGGCACGCUGAAUGCGCUGGCUAUGACUGGUAUGAGCGGGCUGAGAGCCUUCUCCCCCGCUCUCUUCACCAGCCUUUUCGCUUUGGGUGCGAGGACACAGCUGGCUGGAGGCCAUGCCAUCUGGAUGCUCAUGAUCAUACUUGCUUUUGGCCUAUCGUUUAUAGCAAAAUAUCUGCCAGAGCCCAAGGCUGCUGUAAAGCGUCGGAGCAGCCAAGCAAGGUGA
Molecule: messenger RNA, 1539 nt
Organism: Penicillium hordei
Lineage: Eukaryota; Fungi; Ascomycota; Eurotiomycetes; Eurotiales; Aspergillaceae
Product: MFS transporter
Exons: 1
Coding region: 1-1539 (512 amino acids)
Biological process (GO): transmembrane transport
Molecular function (GO): transmembrane transporter activity
Source: RefSeq, a predicted model, not a curated record